ACAUUAGACUUGGUCAGCUGCCAGAUACGUGUGGGCUAAGAAUCAAGGAAAAUAUUUGAUUAAUGUUUAUCGGCCAGUGUACACAGAUUAGACUGUCUAGUCUGUGUACACUGAGUAUGGGCGAGAGGCAUUGCCGGUGAAGCUAAGAGUUUCCCUUUUUAUUAUUACCGGGUUGCAAAUAAACCAAGAUUAAAAUAGACAGUUUUCUGGAAUUUCUCACAACGAACUGCUACUUCUUCAAAUUCUCCAGUGUUUUGCUGCCUUGUAAAAUAAUCCGGAAGUCGGUAGGAAGAGAAGUCGAAAUUUGUUACUGAAAAGUACAUAUGCAGUAAAGAGAUUUUGUUUGGGAAAGCCAGAAAUUGUUUCAGGUGUCUGGGAAGUAGAUCAGAUAUAGAAGUAGCAAUGGCGAAGCGAACGCAGAUACGUAUUACUUCCCUGCCUCCUCCUACGCCGGAUCCAGCAGAUUUAGCUAAGAAUUUAAUACGGAACUUCCGUACCCAAAAACCUAAUGAAUUGAUCGUCUUGAAUUUAGCUACAAUUAAUGAAGAGGAAGGAGUUUUGGGGCGAACUAUGGUCUUUAUAGAUUUUAGUGACGACGGCGGUAUUAUUGUUGGAACAGAUCGAAAUAGUCGAAAAUAUAGAGAUGUUAUGAGAAAUCCCAAUGUGGCCGUAACGUUUUUAUUUGUUGUCAAUGUUGCCGGUGUUAAUGUUCAUCAACAAAUUCGUAUUAAUGGCUUAGCUCAGGAAUGCAUUCAAUCUCGAAUUGAUGCUCUUUGGGAAAAACAGCCAAUUUUUGAUCAAAUUCGCAGUGUUGUCCACUCACAAAAGCCUGCAUCCCUCGAGGAAAUCCGUGAUAAAUAUCAAGAGAUGGUCGAUAAGUGCGAAGGAGGGCAACUGACGAUACCAGUUCCAGAUAACACGACGUACUUGGAAAUAAAGCCAACGAAGUUUGACUUUUAUCAAUCUGCAGCCAAUAAUAUUGCCGAUUGCAUUAUUUACACAAAACAAGGAGAUAAAUGGGCAGUGCAACAAACUUUCGGUUAAAAUAGCAAGGUAAAGACAAUUGUCUUUCGUGAUCUGUAUUUUAUUUUCAUCCUUGUAUAUAUAACAUGAAUUAUGUGCUCUUUCCCUUCUUUCAAUUAAUUAAUAAAAAUUGAAUUGAAUUAAAAAUUGUUUUAUAUUUGAA
Molecule: messenger RNA, 1186 nt
Organism: Hermetia illucens (black soldier fly)
Lineage: Eukaryota; Metazoa; Arthropoda; Insecta; Diptera; Stratiomyidae
Product: pyridoxine/pyridoxamine 5'-phosphate oxidase 2-like
Exons: 5
Coding region: 403-1044 (213 amino acids)
Biological process (GO): pyridoxal 5'-phosphate biosynthetic process; pyridoxine biosynthetic process
Molecular function (GO): FMN binding; pyridoxamine phosphate oxidase activity
Source: RefSeq, a predicted model, not a curated record